CCCCCACACUCAGCCCGGAGGGGGCCUCAGCCUUUCCACCGCUGCUUUCUAGUCCUUUAAAAAUCCUAGAGGCAAACUUUUGGAAGGUUGGUGGGGAAUAAGGAAGGCUGGGCGGGGCCUGCGCUUAACCCUGUCUGCCCCAGACGGACUGCGCUGGACUGAGCGGCGACUCCGCGCCCGUUUGGGCUCCUACCAUGGCCCCCGAGAGGGGCUGACACUUCAGUUCGGUGCAGGUGAGAUCGGGCCCGGAGGAAGGAGGAAGACGGCACGGGCCUGGGAGCCGGAGGCCGAGGCGGGCUCCGAACCCAGGACGCGGCGUCCCAGCUUGAGCCGAACCUGAGCGCGCCGAGCCUGCUCCACAAGGACCCCGAGAUGCCGGUGCUGAAGCAGCUGGGCCCCGCGCAGCCCAAGAAGCGACCGGAGCGUGGCACCCUCUCCAUCUCCGCGCCUCUCGGAGAUUUCCGGCACACGCUGCACGUGGGGCGUGGUGGCGACGCCUUCGGGGACACGUCGUUUCUAAGUCGCCACGGUGGGGGGCCACCCCCCGAGCCCCGGGCGCUACCUGCAGGAGCCCCGCGUUCCACACCCCCGCCCGCCGUGCCGCAGCCGCCGCCGCCCGCUCUCCGGGCGCCUGCUCCCGCCGACCCGCUGUUGUCCUUCCACCUGGAUCUGGGCCCCUCGAUGCUGGACGCAGUGCUGGGCGUCAUGGACGCGGAGCGCCCAGGGGCCGCGGCCGCCAAGCCCGACGGGGACCCCGGGUCCGGGCCUCAGCACCCCAGGGCUCGCUGCCGCCCCAACGCGGAUCUCGAGCUGGAUGACGUCAUUGGCCUGUAGGCCGUGGGUUCCCCGCGCCCUUGCCGUCCUGCACCCCAGUUCUUUAUACAUAAACGGCCAAGGUCUGUG
Phyllostomus discolor (pale spear-nosed bat) is the source of this 903-nucleotide messenger RNA. It is a transcript of the gene CDC42EP5, whose product is annotated as CDC42 effector protein 5. The transcript is spliced from 3 exons. Bases 373 to 834 code for a protein of 153 amino acids. NCBI's taxonomy places the organism in Eukaryota, Metazoa, Chordata, Mammalia, Chiroptera, Phyllostomidae. The record is from RefSeq and is a predicted model, not a curated record.